AGGUGACCAGGCGCCGGGAGCCUUGGUAACGCGCGGGCCGCGUGCUUCCCGGGACUGUGUGACUAGGAGGCAGCCGGAGCUGUGUCUGCUCUUUGCCGCCGGCAUGAAGAUCGAGGAGGUGAAGAGCACCUCGAAGACGCAGCGCAUCGCCGCGCACAGCCACGUGAAGGGGCUGGGGCUGGAUGACAGCGGCGCGGGCCAGNCGGCGGGGGCGGGGCUGGUGGGGCAGGAGAAGGCUGGGGAGGCUUGUGGUGUUAUAGUGGAAUUGAUCAAAAGCAAGAAAAUGGCUGGUAGAGCUGUGCUAUUGGCAGGACCUCCUGGAACUGGCAAGACUGCUUUAGCUCUAGCUAUUGCUCAAGAGUUGGGAAGCAAGGUUCCAUUUUGUCCUAUGGUUGGAAGUGAGGUCUACUCCACUGAGAUCAAGAAGACUGAAGUCCUGAUGGAAAAUUUCAGAAGAGCCAUUGGGUUGAGGAUAAAAGAAACCAAGGAAGUUUAUGAAGGUGAAGUCACAGAAUUAACUCCAUGUGAGACCGAGAAUCCAAUGGGCGGAUAUGGCAAAACAAUUAGCCAUGUAAUUAUAGGACUCAAAACAGCAAAAGGAACGAAACAGCUGAAGCUGGACCCCAGCAUCUUUGAAAGUUUACAGAAGGAACGAGUAGAAGCUGGAGAUGUGAUUUACAUUGAAGCAAACAGUGGAGCCGUCAAGAGGCAAGGCAGGUGUGAUACGUAUGCCACAGAAUUUGACCUUGAAGCUGAAGAGUAUGUCCCCUUACCAAAGGGGGAUGUACACAAGAAAAAAGAAAUUAUUCAGGAUGUCACCCUCCAUGACCUGGAUGUGGCCAAUGCUAGACCUCAGGGUGGACAGGAUAUCCUUUCCAUGAUGGGACAAUUGAUGAAGCCUAAAAAAACUGAAAUCACAGACAAGCUUCGAAGUGAGAUAAACAAGGUGGUGAAUAAGUACAUUGAUCAAGGCAUUGCAGAGCUGGUCCCAGGUGUGCUCUUUGUAGAUGAGGUUCACAUGCUGGAUAUUGAAUGUUUCACAUAUCUGCAUCGAGCACUAGAAUCUUCUAUUGCUCCCAUCGUCAUCUUUGCUUCCAACAGAGGGAACUGCAUCAUCAGAGGCACAGAGGAUAUAGUGUCCCCUCACGGAAUACCACUGGACCUUCUGGACAGAGUGAUGAUUAUUCGAACUAUGCUGUAUACACCUCAGGAAAUGAAACAGAUCAUAAAACUCCGAGCCCAGACAGAAGGAAUUAAUAUUAGUGAGGAAGCCCUAAACCAUUUAGGGGAGAUUGGCAACAAGACAACUUUAAGAUAUGCUGUGCAGUUAUUGACACCAGCUAACCUGCUAGCCAAGAUUAAUGGGAAAGACAGCAUUGAGAAGGAGCACAUUGAAGAAAUAAAUGAACUUUUCUACGAUGCCAAAUCAUCUGCAAAAAUCUUGGCUGAUCAUCAAGAAAAGUACAUGAAAUAACACAGCUUGAUGCACACCACAUGCUUUGGAGUACCUUUUAACACUUUCAGGGGAUGAUUUAGUUAUUGAAAGAGAGAUGAGCAGGAGAAAUGUGUAAUGGUUAAUCUCCAUUAGGACUGAAAAGUAUUUAAAUGUUAAGAUACUUCAAGAUAUGAAGCUGACAGUUUAAUAUUCCUACUUUUGCUGGCAAGCAAUAAGAUGCUGUCUGAUGCCUGUAACAUUUUAGUGUCCCUUAUAUUGAGUCUAUACAAAAUGGAUAUGCUGACUCGUCAUUUUGCUUAUCCUUUCGAUUUGGUUACCAAAAACAUUCUAGGCUCAAAUCUCUUGAUUUCUCGUGCUGAAGCUGACGCUUAAACACAGUCUGUUUUCUUUAUGAACUCUGUUUUAAUGUAAUUUGUUUGAACAAAGAGCCCUUCCUUCUAAAAUUUUGAAAUGGUUGUCUGAAGUGCUUUUUGUAAAAUAAAUUUCAAGUAAAAUAUUUCAUUCUGUAUUCUGA
Molecule: messenger RNA, 1970 nt
Organism: Pelodiscus sinensis (Chinese soft-shelled turtle)
Lineage: Eukaryota; Metazoa; Chordata; Testudines; Trionychidae
Source: RefSeq, a predicted model, not a curated record